AAGGUGGUCAAAAGCAUUCUCGAUUCAUUCUACACUGCUCUCGUAUGACUACUAGUAAUUGUAGCUAGGUGGCCCACCGUCUCCAUCCCGUCUAACCUCGCGGUCUAAGUCACUAUCCCCCACGAUCACCACGUCUCACGUCCCGUCCCAACAUACUCACCCCACAAACACCCCUCACACAACUCAACAACCACCCAAGCGCUCACCACAGACACCCACAGUCCACUGAUCCUGAUUCGUCAGACCCUGGCGGGGAGAAUCAGGCGUGGUGCUGAAGGCGAUGCGGGAGACUGCAUCGGGAGGAGAGAGUGCGGAGAAGGGGCUGGAGGCACGCCAAAAAAAAAAAAGAAAAGAACGAGGGAAUGUAGGAAAAAACCGAAACCAAUCGCGAGACGAGGGCGGAGAGGAACGUUUAAGUUACAAAGCUAGAGACAUAGAUGUAAGGAAACAGAGACCGAAUCAGGAAGAUGAGAUAAAUAAGAUGACUAGUUAUGCUAAGGUGAACGUCCGAGUCAAUGCCAUAUUCUGUUAUGAGAGGAAUAGAGGAGGCAAUAGAUGCAUAUGGGACAUAUGAGAUUUUGAGAUAUGUGCACGGUAACCUCCAAGGGUAUUGUGCUGCUAUGUUGCACCCUGAGGAAGCUUUGCUUCGAUCGUGUAUGAACGAACAAUGGAGAUGCGGUCGUAGGGCUUUGCCAAAGAUGUGAAUCCUACUUCGUCCAAAGCGGGUUCCAUGCGAUUUUUCGAGUAUUGAAGAAGCUCUGACGGUGUCGGGGGCUGGAGGCUAGGCUCUAAUCGCGGGGGGCGGCAUACAAUAAUAUACGAGAUCUUGCAGUGAGUCAGCCGUCGACGGCCUCUUUCCCCAAUCGAAAUCACUCGGUAGUGUGACAGAGGGGGGAUUGUUCUCAAGACGUACAGUCGAGACCACCGCUCAAAAGACCCCAACACCGUCCAUCUGCACAUCUGCAUCAAACUGCACGCCCAUCUCAAGCCCUAAGUCCAGCGCUGAAGGGAAGUCCAGGUCUAGAUCAAAUCCCCGUUCACCGUCUUCCGCCGUGGGCAACAUCCCCAGCAUCCUCUGCAUCUCUAUCGCUUCCAUAUCCAUCCGCAUUUCCUCGGCCCACGAUGGGUCAUUGAUGUUCACAGUUGCACUCGCCCUUCUCAUUCCUGUUCCUGAUGUUGAUUCUAGUCUCGAUCCU
Serpula lacrymans var. lacrymans S7.9 is the source of this 1196-nucleotide messenger RNA. RefSeq lists its product as uncharacterized. The transcript has 2 exons. Bases 281 to 574 code for a protein of 97 amino acids. The record is from RefSeq and is a predicted model, not a curated record. Lineage: Eukaryota; Fungi; Basidiomycota; Agaricomycetes; Boletales; Serpulaceae.